Messenger RNA from Acanthaster planci (crown-of-thorns starfish), 3368 nucleotides. Its product is annotated as neuronal acetylcholine receptor subunit alpha-10-like. Gene Ontology annotation, cellular component: postsynaptic membrane. The record is from RefSeq and is a predicted model, not a curated record. NCBI's taxonomy places the organism in Eukaryota, Metazoa, Echinodermata, Asteroidea, Valvatida, Acanthasteridae. Gene Ontology annotation, molecular function: acetylcholine-gated monoatomic cation-selective channel activity; transmembrane signaling receptor activity. Gene Ontology annotation, biological process: monoatomic ion transmembrane transport.
GCGGGUCGCAAAAGAGCGCGGACACCCUCACAGGAAAAUAAACGCAGUGGCGACUUCUAACCUGGUGAUUAUCGCGGGCCGUGAGGGGACACUUCCUCGGACCAUUAAUUACCUCAUGCUUGGACUUACUAAGGCCAUUCUAUUCACUGUCGUCGUCAAGGAAGAUGGCAUGUCGUGUGAGGCCCCUCGCCGUGUUUCUCUUGGCUCUCUGCGUCACUUUUCCCGCUGGAUCUGUUGGGAAGAAGAGCACACAGUCAAUCCUGCUUGAAAAGCUUCUCUCAGAGUACGGGCCGAGUACUAUACGGCCCGUCUAUAACAUUUCCCGCAAAACGACAGUCAUUCAUCGCUUACUCAUCACUCAAGUCAUCGAACUGAAUGAGAAACACCAGACGAUACAAAUCAGCGGCUGGCUCCGUCAGACUUGGGAAGAUGAAUUUCUAAAGUGGGACCCAGCUGACUAUGAAGAAGUGGACGAGCUUUACGUACACCAGUCCAAAGUCUGGCUACCAGACACGACGCUGUAUAAAAAUGUGGACAAAGAUUUCGAAAGCUACAAGGACAUCUCGGUCCAAGUCUUCAGUAGCGGAGAGGUCCGCUGGGCCACCCCGGUCAUCCUCAAGUGCACCUGCCUGAUCGACGCCCGCCUCUUCCCCUUCGACACGCAGGUCUGCGAACUCAAGUUCUCCUCCUGGGCCUUCGACGGUUCCGAGGUGGACCUGGUCAAAGAGGAAGGGCUGGAGGCAGGCCAGGUCCACUUCGCCGACAAUGGCGUGUGGCAACUGCUACGAGUGGAGGUGGUCAGGCAGGAACAGUGGUACGCCUGCUGUCCGGCGCCUUACCCAGAGGUUUCCUACUACCUGCACCUGAGGCGCCGGCCGCUGUUCCACGUCCUCAAUAUCCUGGUGCCGUGCGUACUACUGUCAGUCUUAAACCUGAUGGUGUUCUCGCUGCCUCCGGAGUCCGGGGAGAAGAUUCAGCUGGGCAUGACCAAUCUGUUGGCGCUGGUCUUGUUCCAGCAGCUGAUCAGCGAAUCCUUGCCUCCCACCUCGGACAAAUCACCAGUUAUUGGUUUUUACUUUACACCAAUGAUCGCCAUUGGCUGCAGCUCUAUCGUAUGCACAGUGCUCGUGCUUAGCUUGUUCUACCACGAUAACUCCCGUCCCGUGCCUCGCUGGUUGCGCUACGUCGCUCUGAAGAUGGCCACCGUGGUCUUCUACAGGGUCAAAGUUCAACCUCCACCACUGGAUGACCGCGGCGGCACCAGCAACCCAAGCUACAGCCUAGAGGGAGAGGUCACGGGCCAGCGUUUCCAGGACUCGGAUUCAGGGGUGCUGACGGCGACCUGCAGCUUCACCGAUUCGUCCCGGUCCGUCAACUCCGAGGAGGCAUUCGGAGCAGGCGCGGCUGAUGACGGCGCCAGCUUGGAUGCUGGCCAGCGCAAGGCGAACAUGCGCUGCCGGGCGACCGCCUACAGCAUGCACUUCACGCAAAAGGUGUACUCGGCCAACGGGGGCGAAGCCGCACCCGCGAAUGAGGCAAAGGAAACAGCAGACACCCCUCAGGCAAAAGCAGAGAUAGCAUGCUCUGGCGGGAACCAGACUGUAGACUGGAAGGAUGUGGCUUUGAUUAUCGACCGCGGAACCAUGAUAUUGUCCUUGAUUGUCACUUUCGCCGCGAUGUUGAUAACUGUCCUCUUCUUUCUUCUUCCUAAUAGUCACUUGGAAUAACUACUGCAUGGUCCUUAAAAUAAACCGCAGUCGGUAUCGAUCUGUGACUGUACUGGAGAAGUUACGAAGAGACAGACAGAUCAGUCAAAACUAUGCCGGUGUAUCAUAAAACUUUACCUUGGAACAAAUCCGGACUUUUUUUCCCGAUGUUAUCACACUUCUACGUAAUUUAACUGUGCCUUUCCCGACCAACAUUUUCAGUGCUUGUUGUGGUCCGUAUUUGUGAGUACUUGAGGUCCAAAAUGCACGAGUGAAACGCAGUAAACGGCUGUAGGGAAUGGACCCAAAAAUGUACAAAUGCAUAGCCGCCUGUACACUCACUGAGACAGGAUUGCAUGUGAUACUACUUGACGUUGUAUUGUGUUAGGUGCCAGCUGUUCAGGUAACAAUUCUAAAGUGAUGACAGGCUAAAUGUUCCUGGAGCAAACGCGCUUAGUUUAAUUAUUUACACGUAUUCCAUAUUUUAUAGCACGGAGUAGAAUAGAAAUAACGAGUUCUUAACGAUCCGACACGUACUGAAUUAUAUUUAAAAUAUAUAUCUAUAAGAAUCGAAAUCUAUACUUAGUUUAAUCUUUGUUAGUGCAUGCUUGCUGACAAGUAGAACUGCCUUAUUAUACAUACUUUAGAUUCAGCCCAGUUCCCCCUCAGGUUAUCAUUGAUUUUAAUGAGGAAAUAAGACCACUCUGCGCUCCCCCAGUGUGAAUAAUUGAUAAAUUUAUAUUCGUUCAUGGACUGUAGACAUCAAAUAUUCAAAAGAUGUAAAUAUCAUAAUUACAUUUAUCUAGUUUGACAUUAGUGUGGGUACGUUUAACAACGUAUUAUUUAUAAAAGCGUAUAGGAAACUCCUUACAGGCUUGCAUUAGGCUUAUCUGAAUUUUUGCGUGAACAAACAAUGUGCGUGCAAACAAUUUUCAAGAGUGAAGCUUUUAGUUCAACCAAGCAUGUACAUCAGAGCAACCUUUUUAAUUUCUAUGGUUCCCAUUUCCGACUGACCCCAUUUUUGGCUCCCGACCUCGAACAAAAAAGUCUUUUUUUUCUACCGACCCUGCUAUAAGAAGACAUUGCCUGUAAAGAAAAAGUAGGGUGUUGUCACCUGUACGAACAUAGCCCUGAGAACGUUUAUGUGUGAUACGGUUUUACCCCAACAUGCGACAGUCGCAAUCCACGUUACGGCAUUAACACCGAACUGACCAGUACCGUAUGUACCUACCGCACUCAGUGCAUCAUAUACAAGCAUGUAUGGAGCGUCAAAGGAAAAACAAAAUAUACAUGCACAUGUACACACUCCUUCCGCGAACACCAUGCAGUGUCUCGACACUAAUUUAAGCGAGGUAUUGUGCUGUGUACCAAUAAAAACAUUUUCUGUACUCAGCUAGAAGCCAAAGACCAUCAUGGUUCUCAGUGUAAAAACAAGUGACAAGUAUACAUAGUGCAUGUUGCCUGGUUUAUUCAGUCAUCUACGUAUGUAUGGCAGCAACAUGGAUUUUUAUGUGGUGAAAUGGGUUAUAGUAUAUAAUUAUGACAUGUUUCCUUUAAAAGCAGUCGGCUCAAACUGCCCCUUUAACGUAAGUUGUUUACAACGUACAAAUCACAACGGGCGUGGUAGUUGUCCUCCAUUAAACAAAAUCUAGGUAACGCGUA